AUGACCAACUCCACCACCCUCAACCCCGGCGCGCACUUCGCUGCCAACAGCGCCAGACGUCCUUUCAAAGAAACCGAAUCCGAAAGACCAGACUGGGACACCACGCGCUCCGGCUUCUCCUGGCACAAAACGCUCAAUCCCGCCUGGAAACUCGGCGAUGGCGCCUCCAAGACCGCCGCACCGCCCAGCCAGAUCCCCAUCGACCCCUUCGAGGAAGGCCGCUCGCCCUUGUUCAACUACCGCCUCAUCACCUCCGCUGUGAUCCCCCGCCCCACGGCCGUCAUGAGCACGCUCUCCGCGGACGGGAGCAGUAACCUCGCGCCGUACUCCUUCUUCCAGGCCAUGUCGCACGACCCGCCGACGUUUGUGGUCAGCCAGGCGGUCUCCGGGGACCAGAGCAAAGACACGCUGAGGAAUCUGCGGGAGACGGGGGAGUGUGUGAUCAAUCUGUUGAAUGAAGAUAUCAUCGAGGCGGGGAAUGCUUGUUCGGUUCAGGCGCCGCAUGGGGUGUCGGAGUGGGCGCUUUCCGGGCUGACGCCGGCGAAGGGAGAGGUCGUCAAGGCGUCGCGGAUUGCGGAGGCGGCGUUUGCGGUGGAGUGUAAGCUGAAGGAUGUUUAUGAGAUUCAGUCUCGGGCGAACCCCGGGUCGGUGUCGAGCGCGAUUGCCAUUUUGGAGGGUGUGCGGUUUUGGGUGAGGGAGGAGGCUGUGGAUGAGGAUCGGAAGACGGUCGAUAUGGCCAAGUCGAAGGCGGUGGGGAGGUUGUAUGGGAUUGGGUAUACGAGGAUCUUGGAGGGGUUCCAGAUUCCGUGGCCGACGUGGGAGGAGGAGGUUGAUCGGGCGGAGAAGGAGGGGUUGGUGAAGCCGAAGGUUGAUGGGCAAUGA
Molecule: messenger RNA, 882 nt
Organism: Zasmidium cellare ATCC 36951
Lineage: Eukaryota; Fungi; Ascomycota; Dothideomycetes; Mycosphaerellales; Mycosphaerellaceae
Exons: 1
Coding region: 1-882 (293 amino acids)
Molecular function (GO): FMN binding
Source: RefSeq, a predicted model, not a curated record